Torulaspora delbrueckii is the source of this 1854-nucleotide messenger RNA. RefSeq names its product Aim9p (gene AIM9). Gene Ontology annotation, cellular component: mitochondrion. The record is from RefSeq and is a predicted model, not a curated record. Lineage: Eukaryota; Fungi; Ascomycota; Saccharomycetes; Saccharomycetales; Saccharomycetaceae. The coding region runs from base 1 to 1854 and encodes 617 amino acids. The transcript has a single exon.
AUGUUGAGAUCUUCAAGAAAUUGUAAGCAAUUGGCAUCUGUCUUGAGUAGAGUUGCUCAGAACCCAUUGAGACAAGUGGUGGCAACAAGGUUUAUAAGUGAAAAACCACCUCAAACCUUCACCAAGUUAUCUGAUGAGAACGACCCUGAAAGGGAUGCGUUCUUUAAGUACUCCUGGGGUUCAUGGUUGAAGAAUGACAAACAAGAAAAGGAUAGAAGGGUGACUAGGUUCUCAAUUGAGGGUCUAACCGAUAUCCUUAACGAUUUGUACGCUCAAUCCAGAGAACUGACGAAGGUAACAAAGGAUGGUCAAAUCAAGCCACCAAGUUACAAUCCUAAUCUAACAGUUUCUUUGCCUCAUAACUUGACCGCUAAACAAGUUGGUUCUGUCAAUCCAAAUGAGAAAGUCAGGAUUACCAGCAUGGCUAGUAUUCACGAGGGGAAGCAUCACAGGAUUUACAAAGUGGAUACAAACCUGGAUAGAGCCUUUGUGCUGAGAAUUCCAUAUGCCCUGGACAACGAAAAGACUGUAGCAUACAGGUUAAAGAGUGAAGUAGCUACGUUAGAUUUUGCUGAUCUGAAAUUGGGUCUAAAGGUGCCCAAAGUAUUCUGCUACGGUGCUAAUGCUUUGAAUCCCGUCAGACAGCCUUUCGUUUUGCAGGAAUAUAUCGAUGGACAGUUACUGAUGAGGGAUUGGAGCCCACUAGCCGAAGAUUCUGAAGCUGGUAAGCCAGAUGAGUCUCUAAGAAAGGUAAUUGAAAAAAUCUCUGAUUUGCAAAAGAACUUACUCUCUGCCGAGUUUAAUGAAUUUGGGUCGCUUUACUUCGCAAAGGAUUGUGAUACAUCAGACAAACCGGCAUAUCAGGGAGAAUCUAAUCCAGAUUUGCAAAAUAGAUGGAGGGUUGGUCCCACUGUCGAAAGAUGCUUCUGGAGAUCAAAAUCGGCCUUAAAAUUUGACGAACAGAAGAAAUUUUUAGGCCCAUGGUCUAUUGAUUCACCAAUGGAUAUCAUCAAGAACACUGGUCUGAUCGAAGCAGAAAAUGCAAGGGCUAGACUUGCUCUGAAGGAGGCAGGUUCAUCCCCAGAAGCCGUGGAUGAGGUUUCAUUAAAGGAACAAAUUACUACUUUUGAAAAUUUGGCCCGCUUGGCUCCAAGUCUGUUCAAUCGUAAUACUCGCGCAAUCCCUAACGUUCAGGAUCUUUUGAAGCCGAGAUUGAAUCACCCAGACUUGGACCCAUUAAAUGUUCUCAUCUCCAAAGAAGGUACUCCAUACCUAUUGGACUUCGAAGGAACAUCCAUCAAACCAUUCAUCAUCCAAAAUGCCCCACAAUUUGUGGCUUACGAUGGCCUUAAAGUUUACAAUUUGAAAGAGGAUGUUCCAGACUACGAGAAAUUAUCAGAUGGUGAGAAGGUCCAAUACGAUUUCAUGUACAAAAGGACUCGUAACCAAUACUUAUGGGAAUCUGCUUUGAACGAAAGACUGCCAAAACUAAUUUCUGCUGUCGCACCUCCAGUCAAGUUAUUAAGAAGUCCAUACAUUGCCGCCGUCGAAAAGAAAAUUGACGAGGAGUAUCUAUUAGUAGACGAAGCUUUGAUACAGUUGAAAGAGGUUUGGGAAAUUCUGGCCAAGAAUGGUCUUGUCCCAACCGAAAAAUAUCCUCUAGAAUACACCAAGGAACAAAUUGAGAAACAUACUAAAGAUCUCAAUUCAUUCCACGAGAAGCUAGUUUCAACACCUUUCGCAGCAACCCGUGGCUGGAUCCCACAGGAUAUGUUCGACAAUUUGGUCAAAGCCGGAAUUCUAGUCAAGGAUGCCAGUGGCGACUACUCUAUUAAGCAGCAAGGUACCGUCUGA